Messenger RNA from Ornithorhynchus anatinus (platypus), 8813 nucleotides. It is a transcript of the gene MTOR, whose product is annotated as mechanistic target of rapamycin kinase. Gene Ontology annotation, cellular component: TORC1 complex; TORC2 complex; nucleus. Gene Ontology annotation, biological process: protein phosphorylation; negative regulation of macroautophagy; TOR signaling. The coding region runs from base 201 to 7829 and encodes 2542 amino acids. The transcript is spliced from 59 exons. The record is from RefSeq and is a predicted model, not a curated record. Lineage: Eukaryota; Metazoa; Chordata; Mammalia; Monotremata; Ornithorhynchidae. Gene Ontology annotation, molecular function: protein-containing complex binding; protein binding; protein serine/threonine kinase activity.
AGCAGACAGGCGGCGGAGCCGGGAUUUGGAACCCGCGACCUCCGACUCCCGAGCCCGGGCUCCUUCCGCUGAGCCGCGCCGCUUCUCCAACCCCUGGGAACCCGCGGCGUUCACGGACUUUCUAGGAAACCCCUCUCUGCGUCUGCGUCCCUCGAAGACCCCCCAGGGCUCGCCGUGCGGAGCCCCGAGCCCCCGCCGUCAUGUCGGGCACCGUGAUGAUCCUGCAGCAGUUUGCCAGCGGCCUGAAGAGCCGGAGCGAGGAGACCAGAGCCAAAGCGGCCAAGGAGCUGCAGCACUAUGUCACCAUGGAGCUCCGCGAGAUGAGUCAGGAGGAGUCAACCCGCUUCUACGACCAGCUGAACCAUCACAUAUUUGAACUGGUUUCCAGCUCGGAUGCCAACGAGAGGAAAGGUGGCAUCCUGGCCAUCGCCAGCCUCAUAGGAGUGGAGGGCGGCAAUUCCACGCGGAUCGGCAGGUUCGCCAACUACCUGCGCAACCUCCUGCCUUCCAACGACCCCGUCGUCAUGGAGAUGGCGUCCAAGGCCAUCGGCCGGCUGGCUAUGGCGGGGGACACCUUCACCGCCGAGUACGUGGAGUUCGAAGUGAAGCGGGCCCUAGAGUGGCUGGGCGCAGACCGGAACGAAGGCCGGAGACACGCAGCCGUUCUGGUCCUGCGGGAGCUGGCGAUCAGCGUCCCCACGUUCUUCUUCCAGCAAGUACAGCCCUUCUUCGACAACAUCUUCGUGGCCGUGUGGGAUCCUAAGCAGGCCAUUCGCGAGGGAGCGGUCUCCGCCCUCCGGGCCUGCCUGAUCCUGACCACCCAGCGGGAGCCGAAGGAGAUGCAGAAGCCACAGUGGUACAGGCACACGUACGAAGAAGCGGAGAAGGGGUUCGAUGAGACGCUGGCCAAGGAGAAGGGCAUGAACCGGGAUGAUCGAAUCCACGGGGCCCUGCUGAUCCUCAACGAACUGGUGCGAAUCAGCAGUAUGGAGGGAGAGCGCCUGCGGGAGGAGAUGGAGGAAAUCACGCAGCAGCAGCUGGUCCACGACAAAUACUGCAAAGACCUGAUGGGUUUCGGGACGAAGCCUCGCCACAUCACCCCCUUCACCAGCUUCCAGGCCGUACAGCCCCAGCAGUCCAACGCCUUGGUGGGGCUGUUGGGGUACAGUGCCCACCAGGGCAUCGUGGGAUUCGGGGCCUCUCCCAUCCCGGUCAAGUCGACCUUGGUGGAGAGUCGCUGUUGCCGAGAUCUGAUGGAAGAGAAGUUCAAUCAGGUAUGCAUCUGGGUGCUCAAGUGCAGAAACAGUAAGAACUCCCUGAUCCAAAUGACCAUCCUCAACCUGCUGCCUCGCCUGGCUGCCUUCCGGCCUUCCGCCUUCACAGACACUCAGUAUCUCCAAGACACCAUGAACCACGUACUGAGCUGCGUCAAGAAGGAGAAAGAGCGUACGGCGGCGUUCCAGGCCCUGGGGCUGCUCUCCGUCGCUGUGCGAUCCGAGUUCAAGGUCUACUUGCCCCGAGUGCUGGACAUCAUUCGAGCGGCCCUUCCUCCGAAGGACUUUGCCCAUAAGAGGCAGAAGGCCAUACAAGUGGACGCCACCGUGUUCACGUGCAUCAGCAUGUUGGCCCGAGCCAUGGGACCCGGCAUUCAACAGGACAUCAAAGAGCUGCUGGAGCCCAUGUUGGCCGUGGGGCUGAGCCCCGCCCUGACGGCCGUGCUGUAUGACCUGAGCCGCCAGAUCCCGCAGCUGAAGAAGGACAUCCAGGACGGGCUGCUGAAGAUGCUGUCCCUCGUCCUGAUGCACAAACCCCUCCGGCACCCGGGCAUGCCCAAGGGCCUGGCCCACCAGCUGGCCUCUCCCAGCCUCACCAACCUGCCCGAGGCCAGCGACGUGGGCAGCAUCACCCUGGCCCUCCGCACCCUUGGCAGCUUUGAGUUUGAAGGCCACUCUCUGACCCAAUUUGUCCGCCACUGCGCGGAUCACUUCCUGAACAGUGAACACAAAGAGAUCCGCAUGGAGGCGGCUCGCACUUGCUCCCGCCUGCUCACCCCCUCCAUCCAUCUCAUCAGCGGCCACGCCCACGUGGUCAGCCAGACCGCAGUCCAGGUGGUGGCCGACGUGCUCAGCAAACUGCUUGUGGUGGGGAUCACGGACCCGGACCCCGACAUCCGUUACUGCGUCCUGGCCUCCCUGGACGAGCGCUUCGACGCCCACCUGGCCCAGGCGGAGAACCUGCAGGCCCUGUUCGUGGCCCUGAACGACCAGGUGUUUGAGAUCCGAGAGCUGGCCAUCUGCACCGUGGGCCGGCUGAGCAGCAUGAACCCGGCCUUCGUCAUGCCCUUCCUGCGCAAGAUGCUCAUCCAGAUCCUGACGGAGCUGGAGCACAGCGGGGUGGGCAGAAUCAAGGAGCAGAGCGCUCGCAUGCUGGGCCACUUGGUCUCCAACGCCCCCCGUCUUAUCCGCCCGUACAUGGAGCCCAUUCUGAAGGCUUUAAUCUUGAAGCUGAAAGAUCCAGACCCUGAUCCGAACCCAGGGGUGAUCAAUAAUGUCUUGGCCACGAUAGGGGAGCUGGCACAGGUGAGUGGCCUGGAAAUGAGGAAGUGGGUUGAUGAGCUCUUCAUCAUCAUCAUGGAUAUGCUCCAGGACUCCUCUCUGUUGGCCAAAAGGCAGGUGGCUCUGUGGACCCUGGGACAGCUGGUGGCCAGUACUGGCUAUGUGGUGGAGCCCUACAGGAAAUACCCUACCCUCUUGGAGGUGCUGCUAAACUUCCUGAAGACGGAGCAGAACCAGGGAACCCGCAGAGAGGCCAUCCGGGUGUUGGGGCUGCUGGGCGCUUUGGAUCCCUACAAACACAAAGUGAACAUCGGCAUGAUUGACCAGUCCCGAGAUGCUUCUGCCGUCAGCCUGUCCGAGUCCAAGUCUAGCCAGGAUUCCUCCGACUACAGUACCAGCGAGAUGUUGGUGAACAUGGGCAACCUGCCGCUGGAUGAAUUCUACCCUGCCGUGUCCAUGGUGGCCCUGAUGAGGAUCUUCCGAGACCAGUCCCUGUCUCACCACCAUACGAUGGUGGUCCAGGCCAUCACUUUCAUCUUCAAAUCCCUGGGGCUCAAAUGCGUGCAGUUUUUGCCCCAGGUCAUGCCCACAUUCCUCAACGUGAUCCGGGUCUGCGACGGGGCCAUCCGGGAGGUAGAAGAGCCCGGUGAAAGAGUACAGGGGAGAAGAGACGAGUUGGAUACACAAGACCUAAAAUUCCUGUUCCAGCAGCUGGGAAUGUUAGUGUCCUUUGUGAGGAGCCACAUCAGACCCUACAUGGAUGAAAUCGUCACCCUCAUGAGAGAGUUCUGGAUCAUGAACAGCUCGAUCCAGAGCACAAUCAUCCUCCUCAUCGAGCAGAUAGUGGUUGCCCUCGGAGGGGAGUUCAAGCUUUACUUGCCCCAGCUGAUCCCCCACAUGUUACGGGUCUUCAUGCAUGACAGCAGCACAGGACGCGCCGUAUCCAUCAAGUUGUUGAACGCCAUCCAGCUGUUCGGCGCCAACUUGGACGACUACUUGCAUUUGCUGCUGCCUCCGAUCGUCAAGCUGUUCGAUGCCCCCGAUGCUCCCCUGGCAGCUCGCAAGGCUGCCCUCGAGACUGUAGACCGUUUGACGGAGUCUCUGGAUUUCACCGAUUACGCCUCCCGGAUUAUUCAUCCCAUAGUGCGGACGUUGGAUCUGAGCCCAGAGCUGCGGUCCACUGCCAUGGACACUCUGUCUUCGCUCGUCUUCCAGCUGGGGAAGAAGUACCAGAUUUUUAUCCCAAUGGUCAACAAAGUCCUAGUGCGGCAUCGAAUCACCCACCAACGCUAUGACGUGCUCAUCUGCAGGAUUGUUAAGGGCUACACCCUGGCUGACGAGGAGGAGGACCCUUUGAUUUAUCAGCAUCGGAUGCUGAGGACUAGCCAAGGGGAGACCCUGGCCAGCGGGCCAGUGGAGACCGGGCCCAUGAAGAAACUGCACGUCAGUACCAUCAACCUGCAGAAGGCCUGGGGAGCGGCCAGGAGGGUGUCGAAGGAUGACUGGUUGGAGUGGCUGAGGCGGCUGAGCCUGGAACUGCUGAAGGAUUCUUCGUCGCCUUCGCUGCGCUCCUGCUGGGCCCUGGCUCAGGCCUACAACCCCAUGGCCAGGGACCUCUUCAAUGCCGCAUUUGUGUCCUGCUGGUCCGAACUGAAUGAAGACCAGCAAGAUGAGCUGAUUCGAAGCAUCGAGCUGGCCCUGACCUCCCAAGACAUAGCGGAAGUCACGCAAACCCUCCUGAACCUGGCUGAAUUCAUGGAGCACAGCGAUAAGGGCCCGCUGCCACUGAGAGACGACAACGGUAUCGUCCUGCUGGGGGAGAGAGCUGCCAAGUGCCGAGCGUAUGCCAAGGCGUUACACUACAAAGAGCUGGAGUUCCAGAAGGGCCCCAGCCCCGCAAUCCUAGAAUCGCUCAUCAGUAUUAAUAAUAAACUACAACAACCGGAGGCAGCCGCUGGUGUGCUGGAAUAUGCUAUGAAGCACUUUGGAGAGCUGGAGAUCCAGGCUACCUGGUAUGAGAAGCUGCAUGAGUGGGAAGAUGCCUUGGUAGCCUACGAUAAGAAAAUGGAUACCAACAAAGAUGACCCCGAGCUGAUGCUGGGCCGAAUGCGCUGUCUUGAGGCCUUGGGAGAAUGGGGUCAGCUCCAUCAACAGUGCUGUGAAAAAUGGACCCUGGUGAAUGACGAGACCCAAGCCAAGAUGGCCCGGAUGGCCGCCGCUGCCGCCUGGGGAUUAGGUCAGUGGGACAGUAUGGAGGAGUACACGUGCAUGAUCCCCCGGGACACCCACGACGGGGCGUUUUACAGGGCCGUGCUGGCACUGCACCAGGACCUCUUCUCAUUGGCCCAGCAGUGCAUAGACAAAGCUAGAGACUUAUUGGAUGCCGAGCUGACUGCCAUGGCGGGAGAGAGCUACAGUCGGGCGUAUGGGGCAAUGGUUUCCUGCCAAAUGCUAUCGGAGCUGGAGGAGGUUAUCCAGUAUAAACUUGUCCCCGAGCGACGGGAAAUCAUCCGCCAGAUCUGGUGGGAGAGGCUGCAGGGCUGCCAACGGAUUGUCGAGGACUGGCAGAGAAUCCUCAUGGUCAGGUCUCUGGUCGUCAACCCGCACGAAGACAUGAGAACCUGGCUCAAGUAUGCCAGCCUUUGUGGCAAGAGCGGCAGACUGGCUCUCGCUCAUAAAACCCUGGUCUUGCUCUUGGGAGUUGACCCUUCUCGACAGCUGGACCAUCCGUUGCCAACGGUUCACCCGCAAGUGACCUACGCGUACAUGAAGCACAUGUGGAAGAGCGCUCGCAAGAUCGACGCCUUCCAGCACAUGCAGCACUUUGUCCAGACGAUGCAGCAGCAGGCCCAGCACGCCAUCGCCGCCGAGGACCAGCAGCAUAAGCAGGAGCUCCACAAACUCAUGGCCCGCUGUUUCCUGAAACUGGGAGAAUGGCAGCUGAACCUGCAAGGCAUCAACGAAAGCACAAUCCCUAAAGUCCUCCAGUAUUACAGUGCCUCUACCGAGCAUGACCGCAACUGGUAUAAGGCCUGGCACGCCUGGGCAGUGAUGAACUUUGAGGCCGUGCUGCACUAUAAGCAUCAAAACCAGGCCCGAGAUGAAAAGAAGAAACUGCGCCAUGCCAGUGGAGCCAGCAUCACCAGCGCAAACACCGAGGGGAGUAACAGCGAGAGCGAGGCAGAAAGCGGCGAGAACAGCCCCAUUCCAUCGCCCGUGCAAAAGAAAGUCACUGAGGAUCUGUCCAAGACGCUGUUGUUAUACACCGUUCCUGCCGUCCAGGGUUUCUUCCGCUCCAUCUCUCUGUCCCGGGGCAACAAUCUUCAGGACACACUCAGAGUCCUCACUUUGUGGUUUGACUAUGGUCACUGGCCAGAUGUCAACGAAGCCCUGGUAGAAGGUGUGAAGGCGAUCCAGAUCGACACCUGGUUACAGGUUAUCCCCCAGCUCAUUGCAAGAAUCGAUACUCCCCGGCCCCUGGUGGGACGCCUGAUUCAUCAGCUCCUCACGGAUAUUGGCCGAUAUCAUCCGCAGGCUCUGAUCUACCCACUGACCGUGGCAUCCAAGUCCACCACCACUGCCCGUCACAAUGCAGCCAACAAGAUCCUGAAAAACAUGUGUGAACACAGCAACACCCUGGUCCAGCAGGCCAUGAUGGUGAGCGAGGAGCUGAUCCGGGUGGCCAUCCUGUGGCACGAGAUGUGGCACGAGGGCUUGGAAGAGGCUUCCCGCUUAUAUUUCGGGGAGAGGAACGUGAAAGGGAUGUUUGAGGUCCUGGAGCCACUGCACGCUAUGAUGGAGCGGGGACCCCAGACCCUGAAGGAAACGUCGUUCAAUCAGGCAUAUGGUCGGGAUUUGAUGGAGGCUCAAGAGUGGUGCCGGAAGUACAUGAAAUCUGGGAACGUCAAGGACCUAACGCAGGCCUGGGAUCUCUAUUAUCACGUGUUCAGGAGGAUCUCAAAACAGCUACCUCAGCUUACUUCCUUGGAGUUGCAGUACGUGUCCCCCAAACUCCUGAUGUGCCGGGACCUUGAAUUAGCCGUGCCGGGAACCUACGAUCCCAACCAGCCCAUCAUCCGCAUUCAGUCCAUAGCACCUUCUUUGCAGGUCAUCACAUCCAAACAAAGGCCCAGGAAGUUGACAUUAAUGGGCAGCAACGGCCAUGAGUUUGUCUUCCUUCUGAAGGGCCACGAGGACCUCCGACAGGACGAACGGGUGAUGCAGCUCUUUGGUCUGGUUAACACCCUUCUGGCCAACGACCCGACCUCUCUGCGGAAAAAUCUCAGCAUCCAGAGGUACGCCGUCAUUCCCUUAUCUACCAAUUCAGGCCUAAUUGGCUGGGUCCCCCACUGCGACACUUUGCACGCGCUCAUCCGGGAUUACAGGGAGAAGAAGAAGAUCCUUCUUAAUAUCGAGCAUCGCAUCAUGUUGCGGAUGGCUCCAGAUUACGACCACUUGACUCUGAUGCAGAAGGUGGAGGUAUUUGAACACGCCGUCAAUAACACUGCAGGAGAUGAUCUAGCCAAACUGCUGUGGCUAAAAAGCCCCAGCUCUGAGGUGUGGUUUGACCGAAGAACCAAUUACACCCGUUCUUUAGCUGUCAUGUCGAUGGUUGGGUAUAUUUUGGGCUUAGGAGACAGGCACCCAUCCAACCUGAUGCUGGACAGGCUAAGCGGAAAGAUCCUGCACAUUGACUUUGGAGACUGUUUUGAGGUUGCGAUGACCAGAGAGAAGUUCCCAGAGAAGAUUCCAUUUAGACUGACGAGAAUGUUGACCAAUGCAAUGGAGGUGACUGGCCUCGACGGAAACUACAGAAUCACCUGUCACACCGUAAUGGAGGUUCUCCGUGAACACAAAGACAGUGUGAUGGCGGUGCUGGAAGCCUUCGUUUAUGACCCCUUAUUGAACUGGAGGCUGAUGGAUACAAACACAAAAGGCAAUAAGCGAUCACGAACAAGGACAGACUCCUACUCAGCCGGCCAGUCUGUAGAAAUGCUGGAUAGUGUGGAGCUUGGCGAAACCGCCCACAAGAAAACUGGGACCACAGUGCCUGAAUCCAUCCAUUCUUUCAUUGGUGACGGUUUGGUGAAACCAGAAGCUCUGAAUAAGAAAGCUAUUCAGAUUAUUAAUAGGGUUCGAGAUAAACUCACCGGUCGGGAUUUCUCUCACGACGAGACCUUGGAUGUUCCCACACAAGUGGAGCUGCUGAUCAAGCAGGCGACUUCCCAUGAGAACCUGUGUCAGUGCUACAUUGGCUGGUGUCCAUUCUGGUAACAGACGGUCCCGAAAUACCCAGCGCUUUUCUCCGGAGGCUUUUCACUUCCAAAGUAUACUUCCACUAAAUUGAAAACCAUGGACCGGACAUUAACUUUCCUCAGAUGUUUUGAAAUGUAAAUGAAAAGAACUACUGUAUAUUAGGAGUUGGUCUGAGCCAACUCUAUAGCUGCUGUUGAAGAACAUACACAUCGUCAGAAAUACAAGACUUGAUUGGGUUCCCAGGACAGCGAAGGGUAACUAUACCACGUAAACAAAGCACUUGGUCUCUGGAGACGGACGAUCCAUAAAUUGAGAAAUACGGGUUUGUCGUGACUCAGUCAAUGCAAAUACCUGCCGACGGGAGAACGGUUCCGCCGGCACUGGACCCACGGAUGCCGCCGAUUCGGUUCCACCAGGAGGUCUCGGGAGGGCGGGAAAGAAAUUGGGGAUGCCGGCCGCUAAGGAAGAGGGAGAAACCGAGAUCAUCACUUUGGCUCAUCCCAUUACCUCAGUUGGUCCCCGGUCACCAGGUAGCACCUUCAGCUUAGGUCGGAGAAGGAGGGAAGGGUUUGCCUCCUGACCGCCCCGGGGAAGAUGCAGCUGGCGCGCCCUGAAAUCCACAUCUGGCCCGAGGCCCCGGGCCAUCAGGAGCAGAGGGCAUCCGGGGCGCUGGCCUGUGGAUGCCGGGACAAGGACAACGAGGGUUCAUGCUGGAGUCUCCUUGUGACCCGGCGAUCCCCACACGAUCCAAUGAGCAGUAUUGGCAAGUAGGGAAAAGAGCAAGAGGCGGCUGCUCUGGGUUUUAAGCGCGGAAAGAGGAGGCGCCGUUCAAUGGCAGUGGAUGUUAAACUCAAGGAGACGGUCUGCUCCAAAGUGGUGAUUUAUGAAUAAAACAAAUAUUCAACUAAAUGCACAAAGUAUGAAAUGUAACCAUGUCUAGAUGCCAUGUUGUAGCUGAACAAUAAUUUUGUGCCAAUAAAUGACACCAAAAGUUAAAGAAAA